Poeciliopsis prolifica (blackstripe livebearer) is the source of this 5022-nucleotide messenger RNA. RefSeq names its product opioid binding protein/cell adhesion molecule-like (gene opcml). The record is from RefSeq and is a predicted model, not a curated record. Bases 441 to 1472 code for a protein of 343 amino acids. NCBI's taxonomy places the organism in Eukaryota, Metazoa, Chordata, Actinopteri, Cyprinodontiformes, Poeciliidae. Gene Ontology annotation, cellular component: neuron projection. The transcript is spliced from 7 exons.
GAGAGAUGUGUGUACUUAAUUAAAAAAGGAUAGUGAGCGGAUUCAGCCGCUUGCUCUGAAUGCUCUCAGCUUCCCACCGACUCACCCCGACGACCGAGAGAAAAGGACGCCGCGGGAGGGGAGGGAAACGUACAGGAGCUCAGGCUGAUGCAUCUGUGCCUCAGCAUCCAUUUCACAGAGAUUACAGUCGGGAGCAGAGGAGACGGGCGCGCAUUUCUCCGAGAAACGCGGUGGUCUUGCUGAGAGCCGGACAGAACGCAUCUCUCCGGCGCCACAGCGUGUGCCAGGAGCGGAGAGGCUGAUCAGGACGCAGAAGGAAUAUAUACGACCGCGUUAAGUUUUUGGGGGGUCUUUUUUGUUGUUGUGGUGGUGGUUCUUCUUAUUUUCUGGAAGUUGCGCAGUGACAGCAAGAGGGGAAAGAAAGAAGCAAACAAACAAACAUGGGAAUGUGUGGCUACGUGGCGGAGCCUGGGAAAUUCCUGGUCGUCCUCGGACUUAAAUUGCUGCUCCUUGUACCUGCAGGAGUUCCAGCCAGGAGCGGGGACUCUGCACUGAAGGACAACAUCACCGUGAGGCAGGGGGACAGCGCCGUGUUAAAAUGCAGCAUCGAUAGCAAAGUCUCUCGAGUGGCUUGGCUCAACCGCACCACCAUUCUGUUUGCGGGGACUGAGAAGUGGUCUUUGGAUCCCCGCGUCAUCCUGAUGGAGAACAGUGCCAUCACAGAAUACAGCAUUCAGAUCCAAAACGUUAACAUUCACGAUGAGGGACCUUACGUCUGUUCCAUCCUCACCAACAAGAAACCAAAAUCCACAAAAGUGCACCUCAUUGUCCAAGUACCUGCCAAGAUAACGAAUAUAUCGAAGGACGUCACAGUGAACGAAGGCAGCAGCGUCAAUCUGAUGUGCCAGGCGGUGGGACGACCUGAGGCCAGCAUCACCUGGAGGCAUCAGUCACCCAGAGGUGGCCAUAAAUUUGUGACAGAGGGGGAACAUUUGGAGCUGAUCUCGAUCACCAAAGAGCAGUCAGGAAUAUACGAGUGCAUCGCCUCGAACGACAUCUCCAGCUCUGACAUCAGGAGAGUGCAAGUCACAGUCAACUACCCUCCCUUCAUUUCAAAGGCGAGGAGUACGGGCACUCCGGUUGGACAGAGAGGGGUUCUGCAGUGCGAAGCCUCUGCCGUUCCCAGGGCAGACUUUGAGUGGUACAAAGAAGACCGCAGGCUUCUCAAUGGAAUAAACGGUCUUAAGAUAGAGACCCAAGGAAAACAGUCACUGCUCAUCUUUUUCAAUGUCUCAGAAGAAGACUAUGGGAACUACACCUGUGUCGCCAUGAACGCCAUGGGAAACACUAAUGCCAGUAUAAUUCUUUAUGGCCCGGGUGCAAUGCAUGACGUGAACGGGACGCCCAUGUUCCGCUGCUGCUCCCUCUGCCUCCUGCUGACUGUAACCUUAUCCCACCUGCUCAUGUUCUGAUGAAAAAUGUGACCCUCACUCCGAGCUUCUCGCAGCACUGAGCAACAAGAACAGACGAUUUAGUCCUUUGAGAAGAACAGGAAACCAAGAAUGCCACUGGCUCACACUCUUUGCUUUCUUUCGUAUUUCCUUUUACGGCUUUACAUCGGAGUCUGUUCUCUGUCGGUUCACCAAGAGUGACAGGAAACUGUGGAGAGAAGGGAAAAGUUUAAACAUGCACUAAUUUGAUGAUGGUAAAACUACAGAGUUUGUGUGUGUCCACUCCCCCGCCCCCAACCCUCCCACAAGACCUUUUUUUUGUAUGUGAAAUAGGGGAAAAAAAAGAAAAAAAAUGUGUGUUACUGUUGAUAGUUGACUGUUUAUUGCCCAAUAUUGAAGUGUAAAUUCAGAUUAAUACUAUUAUUGUGUGACAUCUGUUCAAUAUCUGUACAGUACCAGUAAGCUUUUUUAAGUCAAUGACAAAAAAAAAGAAAAGAAAAGAAAGGGAAAUAAUGCAAUGUGAUUGUUGAAUUUCACUGUAUUUUUUACAGUUGUAUGCAAAACAGAAAAAAAACGCUGGUCCUCCAAGGCGAUCAGUCGAGAAUACUACAGAAGACACCAUUAUUUCUCAGGCAAAGUCCUAUAGCAUAGUGCAUCCUUAUUUUCUCCUUGAUCAUGGUGUGUGUAGAAAAUGUACAAAGUGAACAGUUAACUCCUGCACUCUGAAAAGGAAUUCAUUUGGGAGAUUUUUUUUUCUUUUUGUUUUUCUCUUUUCUCUCUGAAACACCUCGUCAUCACAGGGUCAUAGCAGCUUCAAGGCACGUUCAUACCCACAGUCUGAAUUUCGAGUCGUGCGACUCACUGGUGUGACUUUUGCUUCAAAACAAAAGCGUUGGGAGGGACGACGGUUCGGUCUGCACGCUGUCGGCUUCACAGCUGACGCCUGCUUGACAGCGUUGCGUCUGGUUUACUUAACGACGUUGUGCUUUUUGCAUUCUUAAUAAGCGUUUCGGUUAUUUUUUUGUCAUUUGUACCUUUUGUUCCCAAACCAUUUUUUGUUCCCCUCUGUGCUCCAGACUCCUUAUUUUGAACAAGCCAAGGUUAUGUCAUCCAUAUCUUCUUCGACAGCCACAGUGGUCCUCAUGCUUCUUUUUUGAGCAUUAGACCUCUAUGCAAACCAGACUUUAUGUUUAGAUUUUACAGCCGUUUUUUUCGACAUUUAAGGGAAAACACACGACAGGUUAGUCCUACUAAAUCUUUAUUCUAUUUAUUUUUACAGUUUAUUGUUUGACAUUUUAUUUAUUGUUGCCGGGAAACGGAAGUAAAUCUUAAAUGUGCAAUGUUCACACUUAAAGCAAUCGUUCCUCUCAAUUCAUUUCGGUAUAAGUAUUAUUGAAUAUCUGGGGCGUUUCUGAUCCGGAUUCCAGUGAGGCUGAGACUUCAGGACGUUCAUGGUUUUAAAUUUCUGUCUACCACAAUGGUGGACGCGUUUGACAUCAAGCAAUUUGAAGCAAACUGUCUCGCCAUAAAUUUCAGAGGGGGGCCGGUGGCAUUAGAAAUAUGUACGUGAGAAAUAUGAGACCAUCUGAAAGACUUUUAGCAAAAGCAGAACAAAAACUAGAAACACUGUAAGAGGAGAGAUAUCUUCUUUUCCAAAAUUGGCUGUAAAUCGUGGUACUGGCAUCUAAGCAUCGUCAGACUUUCAUCAGGAUCUCCUGAGUCAUUAUUCAGGACUGUGAUUGAGACACCUGCGUGGCAUCGGGACAUCCUGGCUUUUUAUUGUCUCGUCUUACCAUCUCCAUCAAACUUCCAUCUUUUCCUGUAUUUAUUAUUCAUUCUACAUUACAUAUAUGCUGUCAUGCUGCAGUCAUGUAAGACUGUGAAAGAAAGAGAGAGAGAGAGAGAGAGAGAGAAAAAUUUAGACUUGAAAUGUUUGUUCUGUCCAGUCAUCCAGUGAGUUAGCUGAAGCUAGCUGAAGAAUUUCUUUGGUUAGAGCGAAACAUCUCACUAAUGUCAACACGUAUGAAUGUUCCCUGUAGCUGCUAUGAAGUGACAUUCAUGUGUUGUGAAUGUGAACUUUUAACCCGAUGUGCCCGACAUCAACAGUGGGAAGCUGUUUUUUCUGGACCGGCGGACUGACGUUCAGGGGACAAAUUUCAGUCGACCAUUUGACCAAGUUCCUGACUGAGAGCUGCAAGCAGUUGCCGACGCGACGUCCCUCCGUCGUUCGCUCCACUCGUGUAAACCUACGAAUAAGAGUCGUGUUAAAGACAAAAAGAACCUGGUUGAGACUUAUGUAUACGGGAGUGUUUUGUACUUUACUCACCUAUGUGCUUGUGACGAUGAUAGUGAACCAGUCAGUUACGGACUACAGUGUCUGGCCAAAAAAAAAGACGUGAAGAAAAAAAUAAUGUUUCAUUUCUUUUUCCAGAUUGGUAUAAUUUUUUUUAUGGAACCGAGAUUGAUGAGACGCUAAGAUAGACCAACGUCUGUAAAGCACAUUAUUGUAUUGUAAAUGUACCUGAACCACUCUUUACACUCAGAUUCAGUCCAGUUGGUCCCAGUCUUUGACUGUGGCCACUUGCUGCAUCACUUCUCCAAAAGGACACCCUUUUGUUUUUUUGGCCAGUCAGUGUAUUUCACAGGAUGUGAUAUCUAUCUCUAGCCGUUUUUUCUAGUUUGUUUUUGUUUGUUUUUUUUUGUUGUUUUUUGUUUUUGUUUUUUGCUGCUAUGACCUCUGCAAACCCAUGUUAAAGGGUCUGUGUCAUUCUUUCCAUUCCAGAUAGAGCAACAUGACAAAUAUUGAUGUCAAUAAUCUUGAAUCACUUUAUUUUAAAUCCCGAUUAAAAAAGAAAAAAAAACAAACUGACUCCAGAAUUUAAGUUGUGUUUUUCCAAAGGUGUGAGCAUCUAUAUCUUCCAUAUAUGUAGAUACCAAAAAUGUACAUACCUUAUAUAGAAAUGCACUUUUUUUUUACUUUUGUCAUUUUAAUAAUUAGAAGAAAAUAGCAAACUUACAAUGACGUUGGUUGUUUUCUUCAGGCUCAAAAAGGAUUUGAAAACUCUCAAAAGUUUCAAACAUUACUUUGUAAAACACAUCAAAUGGAAACUUUGGUCCUUGCUCUGUUUUUUUUCUUUCCCUUUUUCCUCUGUCUGUCCCUUUCAACAUCCGCAUCCCAUGGUACUUUGACCUUUGAGAUUUUCUGCCAACAUCAAAGAUCAUUUUCACACACUGAGCUUGACUUUUUAAUCACGUGUCCAGAUGCCAGCUGUCACAUUAUCAUGUUGCAAAAUAAGCAAAUUGAAUAAGGGAAGCAUAUGUCAAUAUAAUACAGCUAAUGGCUCUAUUAUAUGUGUUCAUGCUAUCUGGUUGCCAUACCCACCCCCUGUCUGUUCUGCCUCCGUUUUCUAUUCGUUCUGAAACGCGUCUUUACCAGAUGUCCGAAACGGCUGCUGAUGGCUGCGCCUGCAAGGUUAAACAACACCGACGACGGUUCCCCCGGCUGUCUGCAGAUGAGACGGAUUAUCUGAAGAUCCAAAGACAAAAGAUUAUUUUCUGUCUUUGGAAGCAU